AUGUGGUCUUUUUCAUCAAAGAAAUCCAUUCAUAUUCAGCUGAUUGAACCUGUUAUUUUUGUGGGUUCAUAUAUGGAAACAUGUCCUGUUGUUCGAGGCAUAGUUCAUAUAUCCUUGUUUAAACAUCUGUAUUUUGAACAACUAGCGCUUCAAUUUAAAGGCACUUUGACAGCACAACAUCAAGUCAUACAACUCAUAUCACAACAAUUGACAUUUUGUCCUUCUCAAGCCAUUUAUGUUGACAAGGAUCAUCUUCAGUUUAUAUUUGAAAUGCCUUUACCAGCCACAUUACCAGAAAGUGUGGAUCAUUCUGAACUAACAGUGUCCUAUGAGCUCAUAGCUCAUCUUGAUCAAUUCAAUGUCAAAAUAGACCAAAAACAAGAGGAGAUCAAAAAAAUACAAGUUAAUUUAGCUCGAUUACCGGAAAGCGGGAUGCUGUGCGGUGAAAAUUACCCGAGUUCGAUCGAUUCCCUUAAACAUACUUCCCCUUGGUGCCAGUAUCGAAUCAUGGUAGACAAGACAUCGGCUGCACUGGGAUCCACACUGCCUGUUCAGUUAGUGAUUGCAUCCACAGUGAAUGAACUCAAGAUAAAGCAAGUAUUUGCCCAAUUGAUUCAGACAGUCAGAGUAGGUACGCAUGAAUCUCAAUCGGUUCAUUUCUUACAUCCUGUACAAGACUGGGUAUUGCCUCACAAAUCUAUACAGCAAUGGCAUGGGAACAGUGUCUAUCAGAUCCCAUUCUCUGUGUCUCAUUCAACAAAAGCCUAUGCUCAAUUUGGUGUACAUCAUGCUUUAUUGGUCAGUGUAAUCUUGGCAUGCGACCAUCAUCAACAAAAGACAGUGUCCUAUCAAACCAGCAUUGAUCUUAUAGACAGUCAAUUAAGUCAUGUCUGUACCAAACUCCCUUCUUACAACUCACCUAUUUCUACAUUUGAAAAAGAGAAACUUAAAUGCCUUGCUGUAUUAUACUAA
This is a messenger RNA of Gilbertella persicaria, 972 nucleotides long. RefSeq lists its product as uncharacterized. Gene Ontology annotation, cellular component: cytosol; cytoplasm; plasma membrane. The coding region runs from base 1 to 972 and encodes 323 amino acids. Gene Ontology annotation, molecular function: ubiquitin protein ligase binding; protein-macromolecule adaptor activity. The transcript has 2 exons. Gene Ontology annotation, biological process: ubiquitin-dependent endocytosis. The record is from RefSeq and is a predicted model, not a curated record. NCBI's taxonomy places the organism in Eukaryota, Fungi, Mucoromycota, Mucoromycetes, Mucorales, Choanephoraceae.